Molecule: messenger RNA, 3455 nt
Organism: Cornus florida
Lineage: Eukaryota; Viridiplantae; Streptophyta; Magnoliopsida; Cornales; Cornaceae
Exons: 2
Coding region: 135-1469 (444 amino acids)
Biological process (GO): protein ubiquitination
Cellular component (GO): cytoplasm
Molecular function (GO): ubiquitin protein ligase activity
Source: RefSeq, a predicted model, not a curated record
CAAUUAUUUGAGGACAACUCUCGUAAUUUCACACGCUUUUACGAAAUCGCAGUGAAUUCCGCUUCUAAAGUCUAUGUAUAGUUCUAAAGCAAAUAAACUCUGAAAGCCAAAUUCAAAGCUCUAUCUGCUCAUUGAUGGCGGAAAUGGUAUAUCUUAAUGUCCACGAAGAUGAAGAAGACGACCGAGAUGACGGCAUUUUAACCCUCGACUCCGUCCCCUAUUGGUCUCUUGACUUUGACAGCUUCGAUGUCUGUACCUUAGAUCCCGAUUCUCUCUCCGAAUCCCCAUCUGCAAAUCUCAACCAUCAAACCACCACAGUACGUCAUCAACAGGUCUCCAAUCGACUUCGAGUGUUGAACGGCUUUACAGAGACGGAUUCGAUCACUAACGUCGAUUUCUUCGACCGCGAAAACCAGGUAAACUUUGUUAUGGACUUGUUUCAUCAACGCGUUGAGCAAUCAUCGUCGGAUCUGAAUUUGGAUCCGGAUUUUGGGGUUAUUGAAGGGAAUGAGGAAAUGGGUUCGAAUGAUUUGGAGCUAGAUCUUGGUUUGGGGUUAGGGUUUGGUAUGGAUAGGAAUGGUUUGCCCAAUGCUGAUGCUAAUUGUGGGUUUAUGGUUGCGGAUUGCGGCGACGAUUUCUUUAUGUCGAGGAGAGGCUCUGCGUCUGAAUCCGGCGAGUCAUCCGCCCUAUGCGGUGGCACCGAUCAAUUCGUGGGUGAUCUGAGGGUUGUUGGGAUCGGGUCGGAUUCGGAAGAGGAUAAAAGUGAAGUUCUUGAUAUUGAUUUGAACGCAGAGGAUGAUUUUGCGUUGGAUAAUACAUGCGAAGACGGUACAGGCCUUCGGCUUUGUUGGGAUUCGUUUGGAUUGGAGGAUCACAGGGAUGUGAAUGAAGAUUUUGAGUGGGAGGAAGUGGAUGGUAGGGUUGAUGAAAGAGAAGUUUUGAGUAUGUUUCUCGAUGCCGAUGCAGAUGAAGAUUUGGAUGCAUCCCUUUUGGCUGUACUUCCUUCUGAAGAAGAAGUGGUAGAGAGGGGGGGUACGUUGAGGAAUUUGGAAUGGGAAGUUCUGUUAAAUUCUCAGGAUUUGGAUAUAAACCUGGAACUAGAACAAGGUGGUGUACCUUAUUUGGGUGAUCCCGAAUAUGAAAUGUUAUUUGGGCAAUUUGCAGAAGAUGAAAAUGCUUUGGUAGGUCCGCCACCUGCUUCCAAAACUGUUGUUGAAAAUCUUCCAUCUGUUGUUUUAACUCAAGAAAAUGUGGAAAAGAACAAUGCCCUUUGUGCGGUUUGUAAGGAUGAGAUAAAUGCUGGGGAACAAGCAAAGCAGCUACCUUGUUCUCACCAUUACCAUGGGGACUGCAUUGUGCCUUGGCUGGGAAUUCGGAAUACCUGCCCUGUCUGUCGCUACGAAUUGCCCACAGAUGAUCUUGAUUAUGAGAGGAGAAGGAGGAACAGGAGAGCUGGCCGUGUCCAGUGAAUGCUUUCUAAGGAGCAGAAUUCUGUAUCAGUGAACAAAGGGAAGGAGGACUGUGGAAUUUCCGAAACUUUCAAUACUGUCAGCAAUUUUUGACACCUCAGGAGAGGACAGUUCAAUUUCUCCCCUUUUUUGGAGCUAGUUGGUAUCUCAAUGUAACCUGCAUUUUAGUACAACCUGACAUAUUCAUUGCACAAGAAGCUUCUAUUUUGGAUGAAAAACUCUUUUUCUUAGUUUAGCAAUGAUUUGAGGACUACAAUAGAGAGAACACCAGGUCUCAAACUUCAUUGCACAUAAAAUAUAUAUAUUUUAGAAAAAUGACUCUAGGCUGUUAUUCCAAUUUUAAUUAAAAUUAAAUUCAGAGUUAAAAAAUAGUGGAAGAUCAAGUACAUGUUGAAAAGUGAAGAAAACCUACAGAUCAAUGCAGCCUAGGGUCAGGUUGCACUUGUCCAGCCUAAGGGUGAAGUCCCUCUAUGCUUUCCUCAUAGUUUAUUAGAGCAAAAGUGGUAAUUGUGUUGUCGUUUUUGGACAAAUAAUUGCAUUUAAUCCAAUUGCAUUUUUCACUUCUCCUAUUUGACACACAAUAGAUUUGAGUCUUGUCAUGUUCAUAGUUUCAAGUUCACUUGAUUAUCUGUAAGUUUUCAUUUUUACUUUUUCAAGUCUCCAGUUAGUUUUCCAUUUUGGACUGGGAAAAAAGUGCAUCUAGUGUAUUAAUAUUCCUUCCUCUUUUGUAAGUAAUGAUAUUUGAACCUUGUGUGCAGAAUUUGAACUCCAGUUGCAUACCUGUUAAAUCUUUCCAUUGGAAUCUCUCUCUCUUUGACUAAUAACUCCAUGCAACAUGCAAUUAAGCCUUUUUGUUUUCAUACAGGUCAUGUUCAUCAUUAAUGUCUUUUCACUAACCUAUGAUACUUCUGUAUACCCUCAUAUGCAAGCAUGUACGACAGGCAAUGGUGCUGUGAGCACUAAGUUGUGCAAAGAUUUUUAUUUUUAUUUUUAUUUUUAUUUUUACUACUAGUAACGCUAGCAUUGGUGGCUUAAAUUUAUAAAAGCUAAUAUAUUUAUAUGCUCGUACACAUACAACACACACAGAUCACAUUAAGAUACAGCUUUGGAACUUUUAGUUACUGACCAUGGUAUCCUUACUCUGGAGUCUAGUCCUACCUCAUCUACCUUGAACCCAAUCACAACUCUCUCUCUCAAAACCCUUCUUCAAGUGACCUAAAAGUGAAGGUAUGCGGUACCGCAAAUUGGAAGAACGCAAGAGCACACCUCACUAUUUCAUGCUGUCACACAAAACAGGCGACUCCACAGAUCACCUAAAUAUGCAGCCAUGUCUCAGGACUCUACCUCAUGCCAACUUCAACAUUGGUGCCUAAUUUAACACAUUGUACCAAGAUACACAUCCUUAAUUAACUUGUAUCUAUUCUUUACUCCAUUAAUACUCUUGAAAUACAGUUUCUGUGUGAUUAAUUCCAAUGAAGCCGAAGAGGACUAAUGGAGCAUUUUCAAUGAGACAGCCAAAAAGAUUCACAUUCAACAGAGAACCGGCUCAAAGAGUACAGUUGCAUAAAAAGAAGCGAACUGCAGAGCUUCAGUUGCAAGUUUAUCAUCUUGUACUGUGAUCGGCAGAUAAAUAACGAUUUAUUUAUUUAUUUGUCAGAGAACAAUUGCCAAAUCUUUCAAGAGAAUGCAACUCUUACUCCAAAAAGUUAUUGUGGAUCAGGAAACCUACCAAGUGAUCUAGAAGUGGUUAGUUGCUUGCUGCACCAUCCGUCUGAGUGCUGAAGCUUCAACCCGUCUAUCACUAGUUCCAUGAAUUUGCUUCAUCGACUAGGUGUAUAUGCUUUUUGGUUGAUUUAUUAUGAUAGUUAAUGAUAUAUAUAUAUUUAUUCUGUAGAUAUUACAUUGAAAAUAUGUUAUGGCACUUUUGAACAGUUCUGUUUUAUGGAUUUGUUCUGAUGCACUGAGAUUACAAGGUAGAAUUAGCCA